This is a messenger RNA of Chiroxiphia lanceolata (lance-tailed manakin), 2751 nucleotides long. RefSeq names its product WD repeat and coiled-coil-containing protein. The record is from RefSeq and is a predicted model, not a curated record. Bases 170 to 2404 code for a protein of 744 amino acids. Gene Ontology annotation, molecular function: kinase binding. The transcript has 5 exons. Lineage: Eukaryota; Metazoa; Chordata; Aves; Passeriformes; Pipridae.
CACUGACAGGACCCGAGACAAUGGCAUGAAGGUCUGCCAGGAUAGUGGGAAACAUCCCUUGUGUCACAGGGACCUCUCCAGAUGGCCCAGGAGGCUUUAGCAUCUUGGCGUGUCCUGUGAGGCGCCUUAUCUCGUGUCUCCCUGCCAUCAAUGUCUCACUUUAAAAAUCAUGGAGCUGGGAAAGGCAAAGCUUCUGCGAACCGGCCUCAAUGCCUUAUGCCAAGCAAUCCACCCUGUGCAUGGGCUUGCCUGGACAGAUGGGAAGCAGGUGAUCUUGACUGCAUUACACCUUCAAAACGGAGAGCCCAAAUUUGGUGACUCCAGCGUUUUUGGUCAGUUUGAGCACGUCCACGGGCUGUACUGGGCCCCAUGUCCCCCCGAGGCCCCGGCCCUGCUCACGGUGCAGCACAAGAAGCACAUCACCAUUUGGCAGCUCUGCUUCAGCGGCGCCGACAGGAGCAACCUCCUGGUGUCUCAGAUCUGCGACAUCAGCGAACCGUACCCCGUGCUGCCCCAGGGCUGCGUGUGGCACCCCAGCAAGGAGGUCUUGGCCGUGCUGACCACCCGGGACGCCUCUGUCUUACCCUCUGUCCACCUCAACAACUCCAGAAUUAGCGCGGAGAUCAAAGGCAGUGGCCUCAUCCACUGUGCCUGUUGGACCAAGGAAGGCAACCGCCUAGUCGUGGGGGUGGGCAGUGCCCUUCACUCCUACAUUUGGGAUGAUGCUCAGAAAACGCUGAGUGCUUGUUCUUUCUGCCCAAUCUUUGACGUGGGAGGCUACAUCUGUGCCGUGGAGGCGACGCAGAAUUUCCAAGUAGCCGUUGCCACUGAGCUCCCUCUAGACAAGAUCUGUGGCUUAAAUGCUGGUGUUGCAUUUGAAGUUCCAUCAAGUGUGGAAACUGAGUCCUUCCCCUCUCAGUCCAGCUUGUGUGGAGAGGAGGAGUGUUCCAUGGAUGGGGUGAAGAAGUCGCUGGACUCUGAGAAGUCCUUGUCUGUAGUGACAUCUCCUGUGGAUCUCACUCACAUACUUUCUAGCAAGCAGGGUGCUGAUUCCAGCCCUCUCCUUCACCUGAGGCCCAAGGACUACCUGACGGGAAGUGGCCAAGAUUCUUCACACCUCAUCCUGGUGACUUUUGAAAGAAAGGUUACCUCUACCAAAAAAGCGAGCAUCCCGGGCAUUCUGGUUCCUGACAUAAUGGCUUUUGACCCCAAAACUCAAACUGUAUCGGUUGCCUCCAAUACUUGUAAUGUUAUUUUAGUCUAUUCACUGACUUCAUCCAAUUUACCCAAUAUUCAGCAAAUUCAACUAGAGAAAAGUGAGAAACCAAAGGGUUUGUGCUUCUUGACCAAUAAACUGUUACUGAUAAUGGUUGGAAGCCAAAAAUUCAGUGACCCCGCGUUUCUUCCCUCUUCAAGGUCAGACAAAUACAUGAUCCGUUUGAUAAUUAAGAAACUGAUAUUUGAAAUGGGUCCUUCAACAUUUCCAUCAGUUAAUGGCAGUUCCAGUUUGAACCUUUCCAACAUUCCUCGUGAUCCCUCUAGAGACGUUCACCCCCUGAGCCGUGGGCUCCUGAUACCGGAUCGCUCUGCCCUGCAGUCCCCUACAAGCCGAAGGAAACUCAUUGAAGAAAUCAAGAGUCCUACUUAUGAACAAAACCUUGUGUUGAACGUGAGCGACUUCAAAGACAAAAAGAUUCCCCUGAACUUACCACCAGCUGUUGAGAUUUUGGAUGCUGAACCAGUCAAUCGGACCAUGGCACUGUCUGCUGCAUCAAACAAGCCAACGUCUCCAAAAAGGCAGGCAGAGGCAGCUUCCAAAAUACCCCAUUCUUACAAGAAUAACCUGUUCACUGAAAAGGAGGCAAGUUACUUCUUGAAAAAUGUAGAAAAACUGUCUGGUAACUUCACAGAAUUGCAGCAGCACCUCUGUGAAUUAACUGAGCUGCUAAAAUCUGGGAAGAGAAGUCUUCCAGUGUAUCCAUCUUCUCAGGAACCCUCUUUUAUUAACAUCACCUGCCAGAAGCAGCUUUUCAGAAGUGAUUCAGAUGAAAGUCGGGCCGUUCUUCUCUGUGGUGGUAAACUCUGCCUAAACAUCGUCCAGCAGAUAUUCAACCUCUCUCUUGUGGAAAUGCAACAUGGUUCCUCUUGGAUCGUUCUCACAGCGGACAGCGAGGGCUUUGUCCCAUUAACGUUUACAUCCAUGCAGGAGAUCGUCAUAAGAGAUGCCAGUGCAAAAGGCUACAGUGCCCGUUCUUCCAAAACUUUGGACAUCAUCAGCUCCACACAAGGCUGCAGAUCCACUUCUUCUGAAAGCCUGGAUAUCACUUCGGAAGUCCUCAGGGACUGCUCCUCCAAGACCUUGGACAGCGGCAGCCCCUCGGAACAGCCGGGCAAUAAAGUGUAGUUUUUGGCAGUGAUUUUGUGAUGCCUGUCUGAUGAUGGGGGGCUUUUACAUUUACUGUGUAGGACUGUGGGUUCUCAACAGCAGUCUCACAUCUCUGUUGGAUUUCUAUAAUUUUUUUUUUACAUUGUAAAUUAUUUAUUUGAUCCUUGGAAACAUUCACUUUUUUUUUUUAUACUGAGCAGUGUUUUUUAACUAUGCCUCUUGCAGUACAGACCAGCUCUUUGUACCAGCGGUUGAAAAUGCGCGUUCUUACAAAUUUCUGAGCUCAACUUUCCAUCUUGGUCUUUAAUACAUUGGUGUUUUUAGACAAUAGUAAACUUGGAUAAUAAAGAAAUCCUUGAAAAUGC